This is a messenger RNA of Achroia grisella, 5234 nucleotides long. It is a transcript of the gene Rab5, whose product is annotated as ras-related protein Rab-5B. The transcript has 6 exons. Lineage: Eukaryota; Metazoa; Arthropoda; Insecta; Lepidoptera; Pyralidae. Gene Ontology annotation, molecular function: GTP binding; GTPase activity. The record is from RefSeq and is a predicted model, not a curated record. The coding region runs from base 375 to 1022 and encodes 215 amino acids.
CAGACGCAGUUAGUCAUCAUCACGCGCGUUUACUAAACAUGUAAAUCAAAAUCAGCGAUUGUAGGGCAGACGAGAUAUGUCCGCAAAAAAUGUAUUAGAUAUAUGUCACCAUUGUACCUUUUGUUUCUUUGUGAUUUUGCGGCGAUACGCACGCUAAGAUAACAUGUUCUUGUUUACCGUAUUGUAGCGAGUCGUCUAUUAAAUUCAUUGUUCUCAUAGCUCAAGGCUCUAUUGACUUUGCUUCCAGUGUUCUUAAAAAAAUAACUUUAAUUUCUAGUUGAUUGGGUUCAUUACUAUGCACAAAUUGUUGCUUUGUUCAUCAUUACACUAAAGUAAAUGUUUGCAAACUGUUUCUGUUGACCUACUGACAGGAUAUGGCUACAAACAGAAGCGGGGCGGCGCAGCGGCCGAAUGGCGCUCCACAGACGAAGGUGUGCCAAUUCAAACUGGUGUUACUAGGGGAGUCCGCGGUGGGCAAGUCGUCGCUGGUGCUGCGCUUCGUGAAGGGACAGUUCCACGAGUACCAGGAGAGCACGAUCGGCGCCGCCUUCCUCACGCAAACGGUGUGCCUCGACGAGACCACCGUCAAAUUUGAGAUAUGGGACACAGCGGGACAGGAGAGGUAUCACAGCUUAGCGCCGAUGUACUACAGAGGCGCGCAGGCUGCUAUUGUUGUCUAUGACAUCACCAAUCAGGAUACAUUUGGACGGGCAAAGAACUGGGUGAAGGAACUGCAACGGCAGGCGUCGCCAUCGAUCGUGAUAGCGCUGGCGGGCAACAAGAGUGACCUUGCGGCCAAGCGUAUGGUUGAAUUCGAGGAGGCGCAGGCGUACGCAGACGAGAAUGGACUACUCUUCAUGGAGACCAGCGCCAAGACCGCCAUGAAUGUCAACGAUAUAUUCUUAGCUAUCGCGAACAAGUUACCAAAGAGCGAGAGCGGCGGAGCCGGAGCGGGGGCGGGCGCGGGCGGACGUCGGCUGCAGGACGGGGAGGCGCCGCGGGCCUCCUCCUGCUGCAAGUGAUACCCGCGCCGCGCACAGAUAAAUUCGCUAGCAGGUGAGGGCGCGAGCGGGGGUUGAACAUAGUAACGUCGCCGCCGCCGGCCGGCUCCCAGCCACCACUAACACACCACACCCACAGAGCACCACACACUUACAGAGUGAAAGCUUUUCCCUCAGUGCUCAUUCUAUCAUCUUUAGACACACGUAACUAUGAACAAUACUGUCCAUAUCACAGUGUUGACAAUGGUUUUACCUAUAAAAUUUCCUAGAUGAAACUAGUGCUCAAGUUUACAUUCUGUAUUGUGUAAUGGUCUGUGGUACCACACCAUCGCCCACUCGCUGCCACAGAGGGCCUAUCGUGCCUUCAUCCUUACACCUUCUAAUUAAACUCGCAUGUUUACUGUCACGCGUGAAGGUCUUCAACCACAGAUCCAGAUGCCACCAAACUGUAUUAAGUUUCAGGCUUUAAUACGAAUAAUUUAACGGUAAAUAUCCCCUUAGAUUCACAAAAAUACACUCAAGUCUAAUUAAAAUAUAAUAAACUUUUCGUUGCCGACCUAUCAUGUCUUUUUCUUGAUUGAAAGAAAUUGGCAAAAUAGUGUAAUAGAUUUUUUAUUUAGUUUUUAUAAAUACGGGAAAAAAUCAGUUUAGUUCUGUGAGGAAUUUAUUUAUUCAUAUAUCCCUAAAUAGGUUUAUUCAUAUUGUAAAGUUUGUUAUGCUUAUUUUUCAUACACAAUACAAUAUAUUCGUGGUCUGUCCCGCAUCUGUGUCUGUGGUCGUAAUUCUACGUUCUCUAAGCACGACUGGAAUCGUGUAGAGUGGUAACGCUCGCGAGAACCGGAGACGGCGGCCGCGUUCUUUUAUUAUACAAGAGCUAAAUAUAAAAAUGAUACAUAGAUUUAACCUAUUUGUAAUUCUAAUGAGAUGUAAUAAAGAUAUAUUUAAUUUCGUUUGUAUCAUGUUAUAGGCAGUCGGUUGCACUGUUCCCGCGUAGUUUAAGGGUUACAUAACGAGAAUCGGUUCUAGCCGCAUCGCCUCGUUACUGCGUUAUUCUGCGGAUGCUAUAGUUGGACGGGCUGGCGACGUUGAAUUAGAUCAUAAAUACAUUAAAAAUAUUAACUACUUAGGCCGAUAUAAUCGAAUUUGUAUGUAGACUACGAGUAUCAAAACGCGAAAUAGAUGUAAACACAAUUCGUCCAACUAUAGUUCUUCAUUUGAAGCCUAAGCUUCGUUACUAUCAAAAUUGUGGUGAAGGUGCAUUUACAUUCGCGUUCAUACAUGAUUUUUUUUACACAUUAGUGCAGGUUGAUAGUACUGCCGCAACAAAGUGUCGACUGUUGUAAAUUGUAUCUACUGUGAAGUUGUUCAGUCUCUUACUGAUUGUAGGAAAAUAGUCUGUCAAGGCGUUGCCGUGGACGUAAAAAUACAAAAUUUACUUUAAAGUCUCCGCGCUACGAAUUUACGUAGUACGAUUUUUGUAAUGUAUAUUGUUUACAGUAAAAAUCGCACGAUAAAAUUCGCAGCGUGUGUCAAACCCUUAACCAAUAUAUACAGCUAAUUAAUUUAGAAAAUUAAAGUUGAAAAUAGAAUACAAUAUAGUUCUAUUUGACAUUAGUAAACGUCAUUUCAGAUUUUUAGUCUACGAUAAUUCUUUUACGGAACUUUUUAUCUUCAAGCCUGUUAUCGUAUUGGAGCCAGACUCAUUUAAAUUGCAAUAAUGAACUUAAUCACAUUGUACCCCAAGGUUCAAUUUACACAUCGAAAUAAUGAGUGUUCACGAACACUGACAGGAUUUCAUCGCUUCCUUUUCGUCAUUUAUUCACAAGGUCCUAGGAUAAUUUUUAUUCACCCUACUUCACGUUGUUUGGCCUAUGUACACAUUUCAAUAAUUAAUAUAUACCAUUAAAUUAUAGCUUGUUCGAUCAUUUUCGUAAUAAUUAAAUAACAAUUUGCACUCUUAUAAAAGCGCUAUGAAGUUUCGACGUAAAAAGUACAGCAAGCCGAAAGUCAAUUUAAUUUACUUCACGAAACUGAUCAACACAGUGUUGUUUCUUGGUGAAAAUAUUAAAUUAUCGAAUUUUCGGUUUAAUAUACUCUUACGAUUGACCCUGAUUACUACUAUGUCCAAUUUAGAAACAAGAACAAUUACUCGCAACUACAAUACAUAUAGAUAAUAUUGUUAGAGCAUUAAUAUUAAUAUAUUGGAAUGUGUAGUCUAACAAUUUCUUAUUUAGUUCAAAUAAAUGCAUAGUUAUUUAAAUUUAGAUUUACGUGUCUCAGUUAGGUCGUUAUAGUUAUUUUAAACACUAAUUAUUCAAUGGACAAAUUGUUCAAAUUAUGUUAUUGUAUUUGCAUAACCUGUAUAAUUCUAUAUAUAUAUAUAUAUUUUAAGUGUAUUUCAGUGAGUCUUGCUUUGAUAGUAGCUAUCUUUAUGUAAUGAUUUGUAAAAUCGCAUUCCAAACGGGAUAUUGCUGGUAUGGGAGGUAGAACUACAGUGUCUAACAGUAGAACGUGUAUAGUCCUUCGGUUCGGUUUAAUUGGUUGAACAUACUCUUUCCGUUAUUAGAGCAAAAAUUUCACUUCCACAUUGCGCCGCAAGUAAUCGCAAGUUGUCGCAGGAUCGAUAACCCACGGCGCUGCGUGCGAGUGGGCCUUAACGCAUACAUUUGAAAAUUAAUAUAGGUAUUUGUAGGAAAUGACGUGUUGUGACGAAACAAGAGAAAGACACAUCCUCACGCAGACUGCUAUUUAAUUAUUAAUAACCAUGUUUUUUUAAUAAAGUAGUUAUACUUAACAAUUAAACGGUAAUUUUUACAUUAUUAAUUGAGAUUACAAGGAAUUUAAACAAGUUAUCGAAGUAGUGGUGCGUAGAGAUUUCGUUGAUUAGAUAUGCGACUCCCACACACCGCCAAUUCUACUUCCAUUUGAUAGCUGUCACUGACCAUCUGUCAGUUAUCUGCCGUGUUAGUAACAGUGUUCUAUAAUCACAUCCCUUACUGUCAUGCUCUAGAAUAAAAUAAUAGAAAUCUAUACUUGUUACAUAUUAACUUAUGGAGUUACCAUUGAGUUAGAAAAGAUUAGCUUUAGUUACAAUUCUGAGCUAUAAUGUGUCGUUAUCUGUUUCGUUACAAUUCGUCCCUUACAAAUUAUUUUAAAACGCUUGCAUUAUAUAAUUUCGUAGUAUAUAUUUAUAUAUCUACUAGCGGAAUGGUUUAUUUAUCGGAUAGACGUGAAGCGCCAUCUACGUAAACAACUCCCCACGGAUUGCAAUCACUUGAAACGGCGAUGAAUGUUUUUGUGAUAUUAUGUCAAUCGAAGCCCGUGCAUUCAACAAGCAAUAUAGGUAUUGCAUUUGGUAUAAAUAUGUCCCAUUUAUAUGUAAUGAGUUUAUAUACAAUUUUAUAUGUGCUACACAACUGUGUGUGCGUUCAUAACUAUGAACGCAUAACGUGAUCGCUUGUUUCAUACAAAAUUACAAAUUGUAGUUUUAAUUUACAUAUAUAUAUGUAUGAUGUUUUUGGAAAUUUAUUUUUAAUUAUAUAUAAAAAAAGACCGCUUCCCGAAUGGUGAUUGUUAACUAAGCGAAAGUCGCUGUCUAAUAUAAUGUUAGUUUAACGUUUACAAUAAAGUGAAACCUUCAAAACAACUUGAGACAGAAGUAAUGCAAAAUGCAAACCAAUAUAUAAUAGAUAAUUUUGUUUAUAUAUAUAUUAGAUUAAUAUGUAAUUUUUAAUUAAUAUAAAUAGCAAAUUAAUUUUACUAAAUUAAAUAGUUAUUUUGUGUAAAAUAUAAGAAAAUUGUUAUUUAUGUUAUACACUUUUUGACCGUCAUUAAUACGUACGUAUAAUAUAAGACUAGUUUGUCUUGUAUGUGUCUUUUAAAGGCUUGUAAUAACACAGUUGUCUGUAAUUAAAUUUAUUGUAUGACGCCGGCGUCCAGAAUUAAUAUGAAAAAAAUAUAUAACGUAUAAAUAUAAUUGAUAUAGUAAUUAAUAACGGGUUCUGGAAGUUUUAAAUAUUGCAUUAAGUCUGUCCCGCGUUGUUUUGUCGGCAGUCGGCCGUCGCGGAAGCGGCGACACGUUUGUAAACUUCAUCAGUUUGUAAUCGGCAAUGUAAAUCACACAACAGAGUAGCGAGGGACGCUGUGAAGGUAAUAUUAUAUGUUUUUGUAUUGUGUAAAUAUUUUGGAUUUAUUAAGAUUAUUAUAUUGAAUAAAAAAAUAUUGUAAAUGGAU